AAGCCAGACUAUACGGCGCGGCGGGAAAUUUAGACACAGAAUAGAGCUCAUGGUAAAGACGCAGGCGCGUUGACGGUAAAGGAAUUCACACAUUUGAAAAAGCCGGCUGUCAGCUGUGCGGUUGUCCGCAAAGCUAAAGUUUCUCUGAAAAAGUGCCCGAAAAUCGCGAUACAUUGCUGCAUUUUGAAUGGAAUUAUAAACUGAAUUAAUAAAUUUGAAAAAUUGAUGAUGCCAAAAUAUUGGAACAAAGAUUGUAGAGUGUAGUGAGAAAAGGUGUUUCGAGCUUUCAAUCAAGUUUCUGUAUUUUUUACAGGAACUCCACUAGAAGAAUUGAAAAUGGCGUCUUGGGGAAUCCUCACGCUAAUAUGCGUUGCGUUCAUCUUUGUCGAUGCCAGACGGUUUCAUCAAAAACGCGAAACCAAAACUCACCUCUGCGAUCAGAUCUACAACAGCACAAGUAAAAUUCAGUGUUUUUGCAUCAAGGACUCCCACCAUCACGAUUUAAUACGCAGUGCUGAUUGCUAUUUGACAGUUGAUGGAGUGACAAAUGAAGAUCCAAUAUGGAACUCAUUUGAAGAUCUAAAAAAUGCUACCAAAAUAUCGCUAAGCAAUACAAGAGGGAUCGUAAUAAAAUACAUCCCUAAAACUGCUCUGCAGCACACGAAAGCAUUAACAAAAAUUGAAGUGAAGUAUGGAAAUAUUGAGGUCAUUGAACCGUUUGCCUUCGCGAAUUUGAGUUCCAUAAAAGGUAUCACACUGACAGACAACCAGAUUAAAGUAUUAAAACCCAAUGCAUUUGCUCAUCUAAGAAACUUACUGACCAUUGGUUUGGACACAAAUAUGAUCAUAGAAAUAAACAGAGACGUGUUCAUAGAUUUACCAUCGCUCGAAAAGAUUUAUCUCACAAGUAAUAAGAUAACAACCAUUCACGACAAAGCGUUUGUACAUCUGUCAAACUUAAGAGAACUAGAAAUUGAUCGAAAUAAUUUGUUCAGUUUGAACAGUGAAACGUUUUCAGGAUUGGAAAAGUUGGAAAAGCUUGAUAUGAGUGGUAACAGUUUAGAAGUUAUUGGCGAUAACACAUUUGCGCCAUUGAAAAAUUUACGUUUGCUAAAUUUAGAGGGGAACAAAAUACAAAUGCUCGACGAAAAAGCUUUCAACGGACUUGCUAAAUUACAGUUUUUGACCUUAGCCCACAAUGGACUCAUAGAUAUAGAUAAUGUAAAGACAUUUAAAGGCUUAAAAUCUUUAGUUCAAUUAAAUUUGAAAGGAAAUAAGUUGAAAGCACUUAAAGCGGAAGUAAUGGCGCCAAUAUUGCACAAUUUUCACAGUAACAUCAGCAGUUUAAACGUUGAAGAUAAUAACUUCACGUGCGAUUGCCGUCUUGAUUGGUUUGUUUCUCUUAUGAACAAAACGCAAAGCGCUAAUCUGAAGCUAGCUGUUGAAAACCUGAAAUGUACACCUAGUGCUGAGCUAAAAGAAAAAUGGAUGAAAGCUACAGAAACAGAGAAGACUCCAGCCCAGGAUACAGAUUACGUGGAACCUAACGCAGCCGGUGGCGACUACGAAUACUAUGAUGAAACGCAGCUAAAUGGACAACUAUUCUAUACAGACAUAAGACUUCUUCUCAAUUGUGACAAAAGCUUAAAUAAUAUGCCUAUGAUGACAACAAUUGCAACAUUGACCAGUCUAAAACCUAGUACAAAAGAAUUAGCAGAAAUCAUGAAAGUCAGCACAAUUAAAGUAUCAACGACAAGGCCAAUGGAAUUAACUGACGGCACCACUCAUAAAGUAACAAACAAAGGCCUUUUAGAUUUAUCGAUUGAAUCGUCUACUGUUGGAUUAGAAACAUCUCAAAGAACUGGCAAUGAAGUUGUUCAGAAUAAGGAGAAAAAGGCUAAUUUGUAUACAACGAGUCGUUUAGCUACAGUAUCAGCUAAACCGAUAGAAAAUAAAGUAUUUUACGACCAACACAUGGCGUCAGAUGAGGCCCAACCGGAAAAAGUUAAGGCACAAAGAAGUGUAGAUGAAAUUAAGGAUUCUAGAGAUAACACUACUAGUAACGCACAUAGAAACGUAGGCUAUUUCUUUAUGCUUUUAAUGUUAUGUAUUAGAUACAUCUUCUAAACUAAGCUACUAAUAAAUAAGUUAUUUUUAAUUAAUACUCUAAUUUUAUCUCUUGCAGUCAUUAAUAUAUUAAAUAAAAAAUAAGUUAUAAGAU
Molecule: messenger RNA, 2221 nt
Organism: Maniola jurtina (meadow brown)
Lineage: Eukaryota; Metazoa; Arthropoda; Insecta; Lepidoptera; Nymphalidae
Product: connectin-like
Exons: 3
Coding region: 337-2127 (596 amino acids)
Molecular function (GO): protein binding
Source: RefSeq, a predicted model, not a curated record